AUGUCCCUGCGCAGCGGCCACGCAUUCACCUACUCAGACCACCUGCACCUCGCGCUGGGAUGGGGCGUCGGCCACGCCGCCUGCCACGCGCUGUUCUUCUUCGCGUCGCUGCUGCCCCUCACCACGGGUGACGGCUCGUACUACUCUGACAGCUGCCCGGGGAUGAGCCUGUUCCUGGUCACCGCCCUCAACAGCCUGGGUACCAGCGCCACGCUGGUCGCCGCCAUGGUGGUGGCACUGGACGGCUGGCGGCGGCGGGGCGCGGUCUGGAUGGCGUACGCGCCCGCGGUGCACCUGGCAUCGGCGCUGCUGACACUUGGCAGCUUCAAGCCCGGGGGCUGCAUGUUCGCUGUCCCAUCAGUGUUGGCCUUGGGAGGCGCCAACGCGCUGUACGCUGCACAGACGGCGUGGCGCGGCGCGCCCGUAGCGUCCGCGGCCACAGCUCCGGAGGGGACGGUGGCACUACCGAGGACGCCCGAGGCGCGGCGAGACUUGUGA
Molecule: messenger RNA, 498 nt
Organism: Monoraphidium neglectum
Lineage: Eukaryota; Viridiplantae; Chlorophyta; Chlorophyceae; Sphaeropleales; Selenastraceae
Exons: 2
Coding region: 1-498 (165 amino acids)
Biological process (GO): positive regulation of catalytic activity; protein processing
Cellular component (GO): endoplasmic reticulum; gamma-secretase complex; membrane
Molecular function (GO): protein-macromolecule adaptor activity
Source: RefSeq, a predicted model, not a curated record